Molecule: messenger RNA, 930 nt
Organism: Thrips palmi
Lineage: Eukaryota; Metazoa; Arthropoda; Insecta; Thysanoptera; Thripidae
Product: RING finger protein 141-like
Exons: 3
Coding region: 13-504 (163 amino acids)
Source: RefSeq, a predicted model, not a curated record
UGUGCGUGUUCCAUGCCGUCGCGAGCCUCACCCGCCGCUCUGCGCGAUAAAGGCUUUUAUCUGAUAGGGUUUCGUGCCUGUAAGAUAAAUUGGCGAAGUGCGAUUCGGAUAACUGGCCUCUGUGUGCCGCAGUUCGUGUCGCGUCUGAAAGCCUUGUGCAUCUUGUGUCUGUCCAUUGCUGGCGGAAUAACAUCAUUCGCGCCUGAAGAAAGGAAACUAGAAGUGGUCAGUUGGAGUAGUUUUGGGACCAAGGCAAUGGAGUGCCACAUCUGCAUGGAGGAUUUUGACUCGACCCUGAGACGGCCGAAGUGCAUCGUCCCGUGUGGCCACACUGUGUGCCAGCAGUGUUUGGGGAAUUUGAAGAACCAAGUGUGCCCAGUUUGUCGGAAGGAAUUUUCGGGGCCUCUAACAUCGCUGCUUGACAACUACGCUGUCCUCAAUUUGGUCGAGAACAAGCAACGCCCCAAGUCACCUAGCUCAACUUCGAUUCCAACUAACAAGUGAGUAAACUGAGUAAAAUGAAACGAUCUGUAUCUUUUCAUUUGGAAAUCACUAUCCUUAAGUAUGUUCUUGUCUCGGUUCUAAAUGUUAGUAAGUUCGUAAAAUGUUUACUCACGUGUUUACUUACCGGGAAAGAGUCAUAAACAGGACUACAAUUUUGGAAGAGGUAUUCUUAACCCAAAUUUAGGUGAAAAUCAUUUUAUCACGCGAAUAACGUAGGUUUCCUCACCCAAAAUCUGGGUGACUACACUGCCUAGCGGUAGAAAUAGCUAUACCGUUUUUCGCCACAAAUUUUGGUGAGGAUCACCGAAAUUUGAAAGACAAAAAGCUUCACACAAUUUUUAGUGAUAUAGUAUACCUUGGCUUUGUUGAAGACUGUUUCAUUUUCAUGUGGGCGCAGCAAGAGGACGCCACAAAGUAAUCCCUUGA